Molecule: messenger RNA, 225 nt
Organism: Bacidia gigantensis
Lineage: Eukaryota; Fungi; Ascomycota; Lecanoromycetes; Lecanorales; Ramalinaceae
Exons: 2
Coding region: 1-225 (74 amino acids)
Source: RefSeq, a predicted model, not a curated record
AUGGAAAGGCUAAUGCAGAGACAGCACGAAUUCGCCAAGAAGCCUGGUGGAGAGCCUGACGAAUUUCUUGGAGGAAUCUUCAUUCUUGACCUGAAAGAUAAGAAAGCGUCUGACAAGGUCAAGCGUUGGGCCGAGAUCGAAGGGAGGGACAAAAACGAGCGGAUGCUUGGGUUACGUUUUGUUCACGGCACUCUAGAUCUGGAUAUCGAAAGAUGGAACGGAUGA